AUGGGAUCCAGUAUCCAGUAUGGGAUCCAGUAUCCAUCGGCGCUGAGGCCUCCCCCGAUCAACGCCGAGCCCCCCGUCAACGCGAGCCCCCCGUCAACGCCGAGCCCCCCGUCAACGCCGAGGCCUCCCCACCCCCCGUCAACGCCGAGGCCCCCCGCCCCCGUCAACGCGCGAGGCCUCCCCACCCCGCCUCCCCACCCCCCGUCAACGCCGAGGCCUCCCCACCCCCCGUCAACGCCGAGGCCUCCCACCCCCGUCAACGCCGAGGCCCCCGCCAACGCCCCCCGUCAACGCCGAGGCCCCCCGUCAACGCCGAGGCCCCCCGCCAACGCGAGCCCCCCCAACGCCGAGGCCUCCCCGUCAACGCCGAGGCCCCACCCACCAACGCCGAGGCCUCCCCCCGUCAACGCCGAGGCCUCCCCCCAACGCCGAGGCCUCCCCGUCAACGCCGAGGCCUCCCCACCCCCCGUCAACGCCGAGGCCUCCCCACCCCCCGUCAACGCCGAGGCCUCCCCACCCCCGUCAACGCCGAGGCCCCCCCGUCAACCGAGGCUUCCCCCCGCCAACGCCGAGGCCAACGCCAACGCGAGGCCCCCCGUCAACGCCGAGGCCUCCCCCCGUCAACACCGAGGCCUCCCCCCGUCAACGCGAGGCCUCCCCCCGUCAACGCGAGGCCUCCCCCCGAGGCCUCCCCCCGUCAACGCCGAGGCCUCCCCCCGUCAACGCCGAGGCCUCCCCACCCCCGUCAACGCCGAGGCCUCCCCCCCCGUCAACGCCGAGGCCUCCCCCGGUCAACGCCGAGGCCUCCCCACCCCGUCAACGCCGAGGCCUCCCCCAGUCAACGCCGAGGCCUCCCCACCCCAGUCAACGCCGAGGCCUCCCCACCCCCAGUCAACGCCGAGGCCUCCCCACCCCCCGUCAACGCCGAGGCCUCCCCCACCCCGUCAACGCCGAGGCCUCCCCCCCAACGCCGAGGCCUCCUCCCCCCGUCAACGCCGAGACCUCCAGCCCCGUCAACGCGAGGCCUCCCCCCGUCAAAGCCGAGGCCUCCCCCCGUCAACGCCGAGACCUCCCCCCGUCAACGCCGAGCCCCCCGUCAACGCCGAGGCCCCCCGUCAACGCGAGGCCUCCCCCCGUCAACGCCGAGACCUCCCCCCGUCAACGCGAGACCUCCCCCCCCGUCAACGCCGAGGCCUCCCCACCCCCCGUCAACGCGAGGCCCCCCGCCCCCGUCAACGCCGAGGCCUCCCCACCCCCCGUCAACGCCGAGGCCCCCACCCCCCGUCAACGCCGAGGCCUCCCCCCGUCAACGCCGAGGCCCCCACCCCCCGUCAACGCGAGGCCUCCCCACCCCGUCAACGCCGAGGCCUCCCCCACCCCGUCAACGCGAGGCCCCCCGUCAACGCCGAGGCCCCCCCGUCAACGCCGAGGCCCCCCGUCAACGCCGAGGCCCCCCCCGUCAACCCGAGCCCCCGUGCCAACGCCGAGGCCUCCCCCCGUCAACGCCGAGGCCCCACCCACGCCAACGCCGAGCCCCCCGUCAACGCCGAGGCCCCCCCGAGGCCCCCCGUCAACGCCGAGGCCUCCCCCGCAACGCCGAGGCCUCCCCCCGCCAACGCCGAGGCCUCCCCCCGAGGCCUCCCCCCGUCAACGCCGAGGCCUCCCCCCGUCAACGCCGAGGCCUCCCCACCCCGUCAACGCCGAGGCCUCCCCACCCCGUCAACGCCGAGGCCUCCCCACCCCCCGUCAACGCCGAGGCCUCCCCCCGUCAACGCCGAGGCUUCCCCCCCGUCAACGCGAGGCUUCCCCCAACGCCAACGCCGAGGCCCCCCGUCAACGCCGAGGCCUCCCCCCGUCAACACCGAGGCCUCCCCCCGUCAACGCCGAGGCCUCCCCCCGUCAACGCCGAGGCCUUCCCCCCCCAACGCCGAGGCCUCCCCCCGUCAACGCCGAGGCCUCCCCCCGUCAACGCCGAGGCCUCCCCACCCCGUCAACGCCGAGGCCUCCCCACCCCGUCAACGCCGAGGCCUCCCCCCGGUCAACGCCGAGGCCUCCCCACCCCCCGUCAACGCCGAGGCCUCCCCACCCCCAGUCAACGCCGAGGCCUCCCCACCCCCAGUCAACGCCGAGGCCUCCCCACCCCCAGUCAACGCGAGGCCUCCCCCCCCCGUUAACGCCGAGGCCUCCCCCCGUCAACGCCGAGGCCUCCUCCCCCCGUCAACGCCGAGGCCUCCUCCCCCCGUCAACGCCGAGACCUCCAGCCCCGCCAACGCCGAGGCCUCCCCCCGUCAACGCCGAGGCCUCCCCCCGUCAAAGCCGAGGCCUCCCCCCGUCAACGCCGAGACCUCCCCCCCACCUCCCCCCGUCAACGCCGAGACCUCAACGCCGAGACCUCCCCCCGUCAACGCCGAGCCCCCCGUCAACGCGAGGCCUCCCCCCGUCAACGCGAGGCCUCCCCCCGUCAACGCCGAGGCCUCCCCCCGGUCAACGCCGAGACCUCCCCCCGUCAACGCCGAGCCCCCCGCAACGCCGAGGCCUCCCCCCCAACACCGAGGCCUCCAUCCCCCCCAACGCCGAGGCCCCCCGUCAACGCCGAGGCCCCCCGUCAACGCGAGGCCCCCCGUCAACGCCGAGCCCCCCGUCAACACCGAGCCCCCCGUCAACACUGUUUCCUAA
This is a messenger RNA of Oncorhynchus keta (chum salmon), 2676 nucleotides long. RefSeq names its product basic proline-rich protein-like. The coding region runs from base 1 to 2676 and encodes 891 amino acids. The record is from RefSeq and is a predicted model, not a curated record. NCBI's taxonomy places the organism in Eukaryota, Metazoa, Chordata, Actinopteri, Salmoniformes, Salmonidae. The transcript has 4 exons.